This is a messenger RNA of Phyllostomus discolor (pale spear-nosed bat), 5032 nucleotides long. It is a transcript of the gene ACER2, whose product is annotated as alkaline ceramidase 2. Gene Ontology annotation, molecular function: hydrolase activity, acting on carbon-nitrogen (but not peptide) bonds, in linear amides. Lineage: Eukaryota; Metazoa; Chordata; Mammalia; Chiroptera; Phyllostomidae. Bases 144 to 971 code for a protein of 275 amino acids. Gene Ontology annotation, biological process: ceramide metabolic process. The transcript is spliced from 6 exons. The record is from RefSeq and is a predicted model, not a curated record. Gene Ontology annotation, cellular component: membrane.
GGCUGAAGAGGCGCCACAUCCGGCCGCUGUCCCACUGUGCAUAAAGCCACCGCUGUCGCUAUUGCUGCCGUUGUGGGCGUAGAGCAGCAGCUCUGGCCUCUUCUUCGCUGCGAGAGCAGCUGCUCCAAUGCCCCAGGGCGGCCAUGAGCGCCCCACACUGGUGGGACCAGCUGCGGGCUGGCAGCUCGGAGGUGGACUGGUGCGAGGACAACUACACCAUCGUGCCUGCGAUCGCUGAGUUCUACAACACGAUCAGCAAUGUCUUGUUUUUUGUCUUACCGCCCAUCUGCAUGUGCCUGUUUCGUCAGUAUGCAACGUGCUUCAACAGUGGCAUCUACCUGAUAUGGACUCUCUUAGUUGUAGUGGGAAUUGGAUCCGUCUACUUCCACGCGACUCUGAGUUUCCUGGGGCAGAUGCUUGAUGAACUUGCCAUCCUUUGGGUUCUGAUGUGUGCUCUGGCCAUGUGGUUCCCUAGAAGGUAUCUACCAAAGAUCUUUCGGAAUGAUAGGGGAAGGUUCAAGGCUGUGGUCUGCGUCCUUUCCGCAGUUACAACAUGUCUGGCGUUUGUCAAGCCCGCCAUCAACAACAUCUCUCUGAUGACACUGGGGGUUCCUUGCACUGCGCUGCUCAUCGCGGAGCUGAAGAGGUGUGACAACGUGCGUGUCAUUAAGCUGGGCCUCUUCUCGGGCCUCUGGUGGACCCUCGCCCUCUUCUGCUGGAUCAGUGACCGAGCGUUCUGCGAGCUGCUGUCGUCCUUCCACUUUCCCUACCUGCACUGUGUGUGGCACAUCCUCAUCUGCCUGGCCGCCUACCUGGGCUGCGUGUGCUUCGCCUACUUUGAUGCUGCUUCCGAGAUCCCCGAGCAAGGUCCAGUCAUCAGGUUCUGGCCCAGCGAGAAAUGGGCCUUCAUCGGUGUGCCCUAUGUGUCCCUCCUCUGCGCCACCAAGAAAUCUGCAGUCAAGAUCACCUGAUGGAAAGGCGGGCUUCUCUGCUCAGGUGUUCUGGUCCCCGGGCUUCCAGCCGGCAAAGACAGCCCUGGGUUCUCAGAGUUGGGGGUGGGUCUUUUUUUUUUUCUUUUAAAUGUAGUUCCCUUGGCUCUCACUAACUGUCUAUUACCCGGACUCCACUGUCCCCAAGAUUGGAAAGUGGAGGGCUGAGAGCACUGCGUCAGCGUGACUUUUAGAGGCCGUGGCUUGUUGGGCUGUGUCCUUUGUGGUGAUGGGGGGCUCGGUGCUGCGUAGAACCUCGCUUCCUGGAGAGUUUGCCGGGUCCAGAUCCCACCGUUCCUGGGGACAACAAUCCUGUGACAGAUUGCACCCUCCAACGGUCUGAUGGAAGAUGCCAGAUUUUCAUUUGGGAAACCCAUCUUAAAACAAUAACCAGACAAAUGAAACGUGCACAAGGCUUGUGGCUUCGGAAGCUGGUUUUGUGCUGCGCUUGCAGCUCCCAAUCACCCAGGGUUGACGUGGCUUUGUGUAUCCUUUCACUUCUACCUCUGCUGAGAGAUGGAGACUUGACUUUGGAGGAGGGUAAACAAGAAAACCCCUCUAUGCCAAAAACUACUCUCCACUUUAAGCCAUUCUUGAAGAUGACAGUUUUUAAAUGUUGACCUUGCUUGUCCUCCACCCCAGCCCAGUAGCCUCAGACGCAUAGAGGAACAGCUGCGGUCCCUACACAGAUGCCUCUUUUCUCCUCUGCUCGACCUCUGUAACAUGCCAAAGGGCUUGUAGCAAUGGUGAUGUUGGGGCCGGGGGUGGUCCCAGCUCAAAAUUUGGAACAAACAUGAAGUUUUGGAAACCUGUGUUCAUUGGAAACCUCUUGUAUGCUGUCUGGAAAUUAUGCUCAUGAAUCUCCCCAUCCCUUCUCUAAUUUUUGCUGUGGGAAUUACACUCCAUCCUCUCACAGCGUGAGGUGCUUCCUGUAGUUUCUCAGAGCAUUUGGUCACUCUUCUUAAGUGCUGGCAAUAGCUACACUCUGGCUGCUUGGGACCUUGGCUGGUGCAGCAGGGUGCACCUUUUGCCUUCUGAGUUUUUCUCACCUAAGUUGACACGGGCUGCAAUUCAAUCUGCUCUUCACUGGGAUGGAUGGAAGACUCCAAACUCCCUCUAAGGUUUGAGGUGGGAAUGCAGGACCUCAGGGAUACUCGUGUUAACUCAGGCACUUCCUGCUUUGCAAUGUCCCAUUGUGAGAAAGGGCAGGCCGGCGUCCUUGUGUGGACAGGAAGCAUGCCACUGUCCAUAUCUGAGAGCUGGGCAGCAGCUGUUUUUGGCAUCUCCAGGAACUCUUCCUCUGGCCAGAAUUUGCACAGGAUCUAAAGUGAAAAACCCAUUAAAGAACUGAAUUCGGAGUUUAAAAAUGAAUGACUUGAUCCUAUUUCUGUGGUUUUCAAAUUAUUUUAGCAGCAGAAGCCUGUUUGUAGUAAGAAAUCUUUAUGGAACCCUAAUGUGUGAGAUAGGUUGUAUUUAUUAGCUUAAAUUUAUUUUAAGGUUAAACUUAUAGCAUUUCCUUAAAUUAUAUCAGGCAGUGACAUGCAAAUUAACAAUUUGCUGUUUUUCCAGGUAGAAACAUUUGGUAUUGAAUGAGUGUACCUGUUGCUAUAUUAUAGUGUAAAAAUAUUUUUUAAAAUGAUAUUUGAAUUGAAUAUUUCAGGGACCUCUAAUAUACCUCCUUGAGACCUAGGUGGUUCAUGAAACAGAAAUAGAAAACUGCUAAGUCCUUUGGGUUUCAAGUCUAGAAUUUUUAAAAGGGGAAUAUCAGACCGUUGUCUCUUCAGGUUGAUUUAGCAGGUAUGGAUUCUGGUUUCAUUCAUUCUGCAGAAUAAAAUGCUGUCAGUUAGGGGUUUGAUGUAUGUUAAGCCCAGCUGCCUUAGUGUGGAAGCACAGAUAAGGAGAAGCAGAGAGGAGAGUAGAUGUUAUCAGUGUGUGUGCCAGGUGUAACUUCUGUCUCGAGGGUUCCUCAGCUAGGGGAGCAUCGUCCCCACAGUCUAGGAUGGACCAUUUCCUGCUGUCAGAUGCAGGACCUGUUCUUUGGGGAACACUACCUUCCAUUCCCAAGUCUUCGACCUUCUGGAAGUUUCUGGGUGUCCUUUGGAAACAGGGAUAAAAUGUGACUGCUGGGAGUAAGGAAGCGUGUGCCCUGCCUCUCUGGGCGAUUUCCGUCUCUACCACAGACAAAUGACUGAGUUCACAUGUCAGAAGGAAUGCUUUUGAUGUGAAGAACACAAUGUCCUACUAGAAAUUGGCUUUAAUGAGAUGAGGGCUGAGAAAGGGGCGUGGAGUGGGGAAUAUUGUGGAAGACAAAACAUAAUUCUUCUGAACAGCAGUCACUAUAGCUUGCCAGUGUGGGAUGGCAAGUCACGAGAGCAGGAAUACACUGAUCUUGUUUUAAGUCAUUCAUAUUUAUGGUUUUAUAUAUAUUUAUAAUCUUUUAUAGCACUACAUGCUCUUUUGAAGAAAAUUGGGAUACUGUAAAAAAGUUGAAGUAAUCUAUUUCUACAGCUCAAACACAACCAUUGGCAAUAUUUUGAUAUAUUUCCUUCUUUUUUUCCCUGUGACAGUUGUGAAUAUCUUUUAGAGCUGACGGUUUACCCUGUAGUUUGACUGGAAUUUAAGUGCCAGCUGUGUAUUUUUCACGAGGAGCAGGUUUGAAGGGCACUGGGGUCACCUGGACACUUGAGAGCUCGCCACUGGAUGUGGGACUGACCGCCAAGUCUUCUCCAGUCGUCUGGUCUGGUCUGGUGUGAACGGGCCUUAGAAAGAGUGGGCUGAAUUCUGCUUUUCCAUGUGCUUCUGCACUCGGACUGACAAGUAAUAGGAAAUACUUGUUAAAUAUAUACCUCUACAGGUUUUAGUGUUUCCUGAUUUAAAAUAAGUGAAGGGCUCAUUUCAUUAAUGUGCAAUCAAGAAUCUCCCCCCUCCCCCCCGUUAAGGCAGGGAAGAGGAGAUUUGACAUUGGCAGUUUGGUCAUGCCAGUCACUCAGCAUGGCUGUCAGAUUUUUGUUCUGGUUAGAAUUUGCCCAAAAUCAAUAUCCAGAAGGAACUGGAAUUAGCAUAACGAAAAACAACGUUACCAAUGAAGUCAAUGAUUCUUGUUUAAUACUGUUCAAUUGAUUGUUGAUUUUCAGAAAAAGAAAUCUUUGCUCCUCUUUAUGAAUGUAGUACUAUUUAUUAUAAGACGUACUUCAGUGAACAUAUUUAAGACGUGUGGGGUGCAGAUGCCUGAGUCUCUUGCUAACAAGCUCCGUUCUGGGGGAACUCUGAGCCUGUCCCUCUGAAGAGCGCCUAAAACGUUACUACACAUCACAGAGGCUCUGCUGGGGGACUAAAAGCCCAAUGGCAUCAGACACGGCUGUGUGAAAACACCGUCCCCUGUUCUGUGCAUUGGGUUUCCUAGGUGUGUAAAAGCUUCUCUCACCUUGUCAUCCUGCCAAUGCUGGCUCGGAGGCUCCAGGACCGGGUGUGCGCCCUCCCUGGCUCCUCGGCCCUGGGGGCUGACGUGGAGCCGCCUGUGAGGGGCAGGUGAGGGCUGAAGCUUGCCUAGCCAGAGCCCCUCUCAGAGCUCCUUUUCUCCAAAAGGCCUUGGAACCUUUCACAGCCAGCUCUUUGCUUGGGUGCUGCCAUCCCAGUUGCCCGAAGGGAAGCCUCAGGCCAGGUUGGCAGCCUCUGGGGAUUUUAUAGAUUUUAUAGACAUCAUUCUUCUACAGACUGUUUUUUUUAAUGGCCCCUACUCUAAGGGACUACUUGUUUGAGUUAUAGAAAGCUCUAAAUAUUAAACCAGAUUUAAGAGUAUUUUAUAAGCACAAUAUACAACUAUAGCAAAUAGAGCGUUUUCUGAUACAUUCCUUCUUCUGCACUCUGGGUGUGGGGUGUGGGGUGUAAUGGCGGUGUGUCUACUGGCUGUGGGAGCGUUUCAUCUCCAUUGCUUUGGGAGUAGUUUACAGCCUUUUGAAAUGGAGCUUUUUGCACUUUAUGCUCUUUCUGUGAACCAUAACAGCUAUGUUUGAUAUUAAAGCCAUAAAGGCAUUUUCUGUGAA